CAGAAGCACUGUCAAGAUGAUCAUCUUAUGGAUUACAUUGUUUUUAAUUCACCAAGGAUAUACUGUAGUUCCAGUGAAAACUGUUCAGCUUGGUGAACCAGCGACUAUAACAUGUGCUAUACCCAAAGAGCUCAGCAGUAGAGGAGUCCACUGGUACAAGCAGAGUUUUGGGGGAACUCUGAAGUUAAUAGUGACAGUAUUCAAAUCUACAGAACCUACUUUUGGUCCUGAAUUUACUAGUUUGAAAUUUGACAUAGGUGAUGAUUUUGCCAGCCUGACCAUUUUGAAAGCAGAUCAAGAUGAUGAGGGAAUCUAUCACUGUGCAAACACAGAAAGGAUUGGAGUUAAAUGGAGUGGGACGUAUUUGUUGGUAAAAGGAAACACUCAGAGGACAUCAAACUAUACAGUGAGUCAGCUGCAGAUAGAAUCAAACCCAGUUCGUUCAGGAGACACGAUGACUCUUCAGUGUAAAGUCUUCUCUGACUCUGACAACCAGACAUGUCCAGGAGGUCUCAAUAUUCUCUGGUUUAGAGCUGGAGCAAAUCAAGCUCAUCCCAACAUCAUCUACACUGACACAAACAACUAUGAUGAAUGUGAGAAAAGAUCUGACACUCAGAAAAGAUGCAUUUAUCACUUCUCUAAGAACGUCAGCUCCUCCGAUGCAGGGACUUACUACUGCGCUGUGGCCACAUGUGGAGAGAUAUUAUUUGGAAAUGGGACGACACUCGAACUUGAUGAUUUUACUCGCACCAUUUACAAAGGCUUGAACCGCAGCCAGGUACUCCAUCUCAUCGCCCUCACUGAUGCAUACAACCACCACAGAGUCAUCAGAAAACUUCUGAGGAUGGCAGGUCUAUGUGCAGUGGCUGAAGUCUGUGGUGUAGAGGUUGAAGAGGAAAGGGGAGAGGACAGUCCCUUGUGGUGCGCCUGUGUUGCUGCUAACCUUGUCAGACACAUAAUGUUGAAGACACACAUGUUGUGGUCUUCCUGUGAGGUAAUCAACAACCCAGGACACCAGAGAGGCAUCCACCUGCAUUGCUGUGGGCUUAUCACCCAGGAGGGUCGGCCUGAUGUUAUUGAAAACAUGACCCUCACUGUGCUCGCUGGCUGGUCCAGAUGGGCAUAG
Pundamilia nyererei is the source of this 1126-nucleotide messenger RNA. RefSeq lists its product as uncharacterized. The transcript is spliced from 5 exons. Lineage: Eukaryota; Metazoa; Chordata; Actinopteri; Cichliformes; Cichlidae. The record is from RefSeq and is a predicted model, not a curated record. The coding region runs from base 17 to 1126 and encodes 369 amino acids. Gene Ontology annotation, biological process: response to bacterium.